UGAGACGGAAAUACGCUGCGCCAUUUAAUUUGCUGUCUCUGUGUCGCUCUCUUCUCUUGGUCUGCACACUCCCCUGAAGCAGCUUGGUGUUGGGGUUGCUGUCAUCUCCAUGUGCGUAGAUGAGGCGGCGGCGGAAGGCUUCUUCGUCCGCGGGCGGAGCGGAGCACCACCCCCAUUCGCGCCGCCGGAUGCGCGGUCGGGAUCUGUUCUUCUGCUUCGGCUCCCAGCCGUCCUCGAAGUCCGUCCUCAGUCCCGGCCGCGGACGCGAGGCCUCGGCGGGGCCGUCGCUCUCCUCCUCGCUCAGCCGACGACUCCGCAGUAGCGGGAGCGUCAAGGGCGGCCAGUCGCCGAUGUUUCCCUCGGUGGUCGGGGGGAGACGGAAAGGCGUCGCCUUUGAGGCCGCCGAACCCUCCUCGCCCAAGGUCACCUGCAUCGGCCAGGUCCGCGUCAAGAGCAAGAAGAAGGCUGCCGCCGCCGCUGCGGCCGCUGCUGCCGCCGCCGCCAAGGGCAAGGGCGUCGCAAUGCGGUCGCGGUCGAUGAGGGGCAGCGAGAUCGAGGCCAGCUUCCGGCGGACGGAGGGGAUCGGCGGGGUGCGCGAGUGCCUUCCGAUCAGGAGCCAGAGGUGGGCCUACCAGCUUCCUGUGAGCAUUUGCGAGGCGCUGCGGGCGAUCGGGUCGGAGUUCAAUUGCUUCUCCCCCUGCAGCGGAAGAUCCCUGUGUUCCUCUUUGCAGUCCGGCAAAGGGAAGGAAGCCGAAAAGAGGUCGAAUUCCUGUGGCGCCGUGUUGACACGGUGGCUGAUGGUGGCUCCCGACCGCAACGACGGGAAGAGAAGGGAGAUGGUUAGCAUGGUAGUCGAUAACCGGAAGCAAAGGGAGACGACGACGCUAGUGAAAGAGCGCAUAGACGGUGAAGAUUUGGAGCUGGAGAUGAGGGAAGAGGUGGUGAUGGUGUUGGAGAAAGGGAAAAUUAAAGAAGAGGAGGAAGCUAGGGUUAGCAUUUGCAUUCCCCCCAAGAAUGCUCUACUUCUGAUGAGAUGUCGAUCCGAUCCGGUGCAGAUGGCCGCACUGGCGAGCCGGUUCUGGGAGUCGCCAGCGAUGCAGGUGCGCGUGGAAGAGGGCGACGGGAAAGGGAAGGAAGAUGGUGCAGAUGGAGCAUCAGAGGGAGAAAAGAGGGAUUUUGAAGUUGCUAAAGAGGAGCUGAAAUCUGAAAGUGAUCAAGUUGCGAUUUUGAUAGCAGAAGAGGCAAAAGAAGAGACGAUGCCACUCGUUCCUGAUGAAUCGAAGCCAAGCAAAGAUGAAGAUCGAUCGAGAACUCAGGAAGAACUAGCUGUAACUGAUGCAGAGAAAGCAGAGAUCGAAAUUAAGACUCCCUUGGAGGAUAAGAAAGCAAAAGGAAGGGAAGAUGUAAAAGGAAAGAGAGACGGUAGCUGUUCAUCUGCGAUGGAAAAGGAAGAGAGGAGAUCCAAUAGGCAUUCUUCCAGAUCGAAGGAGAUGAGCAAGAGACGCAGUUCGGCUUCGAGAGAGAGGGACAGGCGGCGGCAUAGCUUCUCCACUGACAGGGAGGUGGGGAGGUCGACCUGCAGCAGUGACAAGGAAACAAGGAGAGCAAGUUUCUCCGGCGAAGCCAAGGGGAGGUGGAGUUUCUCCAUUGAGAAGGAAGAUAAGAUGGCUAAAGAAGAAUUCUCAGCCAAAGAGAAAGGAACAACUAACAAGGUUGUGGCUCAAAAUUCUCCUCGUGCCGAAGAAAAAGAGGACUACAGUGAAGUAAUUGAUCGAGAUGGAGGGGAAAGGGCAGUAGGAUCGGAGACUGGAGAGAAGAAAGAGCCGGAGAAGAAGAGCAUGGCGUUGCCUGAGUGCCUUCUCCUAAUGAUGUAUGAGCCAAAGUUAUCCAUGGAGGUUUCCAAAGAAACUUGGGUUUGCAGCAACGACUUCCUACAAUGGCAGCUUCACCACCCUAAUUAUCGUCCUCGGCACCCUUCUAAAGCCACCGCUGCUAUUGGCAACAUGACUGAUACCUCCACAAGUGCUGCUGCGGCGGCAGGCAGCAACAAUGACACAAGAAGCACUACACUGAAUGAAGCAAAGAAUGACGAGGUAAACAAUGGGAUCAAUAGUGACAGAAGCAUGGGGAACAAGGAAGGUGUUAUUUCGAUCCUGGAGAUACCUCAGCUGCAUCCACCACCAUCUCCUCCUCCACCGGCAACACCCUCAGCUCCAGAGGCAGAGAAGAAGUUGAGAGGCAAUGCGGUUGCAGUGCCCACUCCGGUGCCACCUUCUGUGUAUGGGCCACUAGUGCUAACGCGAUGCAAGUCAGAGCCAAUGAGGCCAUCGGCGAAGCUGACACCGGAUGCCUGCUUUUGGAAGGAUCGACAUCGGCCAAUCGGAUCCACCGAAAUUGGAUUCUGAGUUGAUCUACCAAUCUGAUUUUAGGCAAGCUAUGCAAAACUGUAUUAUCCACUGCUUGUAAUGUCGAUCACAUUAUGUGGUAUUGUUGUUAUGUAGCUUGUACAAUAACAAUAGCAAGGGAAACCUUUGUCA
This is a messenger RNA of Zingiber officinale, 2537 nucleotides long. RefSeq lists its product as uncharacterized. The transcript has 2 exons. NCBI's taxonomy places the organism in Eukaryota, Viridiplantae, Streptophyta, Magnoliopsida, Zingiberales, Zingiberaceae. The coding region runs from base 120 to 2405 and encodes 761 amino acids. The record is from RefSeq and is a predicted model, not a curated record.